AUGUCGCUGAAUGAGGGAGCUUUGGCGACCGGGCCUCUUCAGAAGGCUAACCAGAAGAAGAAGAAGGAGCGUGACCCUUUGACCGAGCCCCUGUCUCGACAGGGCAAGCGCCGGCGCCUCCUGGAAGAGAGUGUCCUCACUGCCACUGAGGAAGGCGUGUAUCAGCCCAAGACCAAAGAGACUAGGGCUGCCUAUGAGGCCAUGCUGAGUGUCAUUCAACAGCAUCUUGGCCGGCAGCCUCUCAGCAUUGUUAGCGGCGCGGCUGAUGAGAUUCUUGCAGUGCUCAAGAUUGAGAAGCUUUUGAAUCCUAUUCCUAAUCAAGUGUUUGAGAGGCUGUAUCCGAAAUAGUGUUAAAUAAAAUAUAAGUCAACUAUUUAGGUUCUGAAAAAAGAUUGGGUUUUUGGCGUGGUAACCUAGCUAGCUAGAUGUGAUACGAGGGAGAAGACACUCCAAAACUGAAAUUUUCGGAAAUUAAAAGGCGAUUUUGAAUAAAAUUUUAAUUUUUGGUGCAAAG
Arachis ipaensis is the source of this 514-nucleotide messenger RNA. The record is from RefSeq and is a predicted model, not a curated record. Lineage: Eukaryota; Viridiplantae; Streptophyta; Magnoliopsida; Fabales; Fabaceae.